Osmerus eperlanus (European smelt) is the source of this 1229-nucleotide messenger RNA. RefSeq lists its product as uncharacterized. The transcript is spliced from 6 exons. The record is from RefSeq and is a predicted model, not a curated record. Bases 33 to 1229 code for a protein of 398 amino acids. Lineage: Eukaryota; Metazoa; Chordata; Actinopteri; Osmeriformes; Osmeridae.
AGGAUAAAGCCUCUGAGAUAAAAGGAAUAAUAAUGCUUCAGGAGCAAAAUCAGGAGCUGCACCACAGUCUUCUCCAGACGGCCAUGAGGAUGGAGUGCAUGGGAGAGGAGUUCAAGAGCAGUCACGAGCUCCUGGAGUCAGAACUGCAGAGGACCCACGUGGAGCUGACCAGCCUGCUGGAUAAAUUCAAAAGACUUCAGGAUAACUAUUCCUCCACCCAACAGACCAACAAUCUCCUGGAGCGUAAACUGCAUUCAGUGGCUCAGAACAUGGAUGGGGACCGUGAGCGUCUGAACCAGCGCAUCUCGGCCCUCACGGAUCAGCUGGCCAAAGCCAGGACCACCAUCCACAGCAUGGAGACCAUACACGUAACGCCAGUCCUGCAGGAAGAACUUGAAAAGCAUUUCCAGUCCGAUUCCAUCAAUCAAUUUGUCAUCCCUGUGGCUCCUCCUCCCCCCCAGUUCAUGGACGGCCGUAACUAUGGAAAGGUCAUGGCGAUGGGCGAGGACCAAUACCUGGGACCUGUUCCAGAGGAGGAGGAAUCCGAUUGGUCGGAAAUGGGGGAAGAGGCUCCUCGGUGCGGAGUGCGGGGGUCAUGUGUUGGUUUCCAUGGGGACACUGCAUUUUUACCCUGGAGGCAGGCGCAGGGCCACUGGGCGGGUCAGGGGGAGGGCGACACCGACAGCGGGUCUGGGAGUGAGGAUGUCGUCAAAGAAAACCCUCCGACCUCCCUGAAGAUACCACACCUCCAGUUCACCAUGCACCCUGAGAGUGCCCAAGGCCCAGGGACAGAGGGUUGCUCCGUCGGCUUCAACAACCCGCCCGCCAGUCUGAAAUGCGAGGGAGGGUACAGGGUCUCCACCAUCCGACGACUAGGCUCCCCUGUCCGCGUGCUGUCGGCCAGCCUGGAGGAGAUCUCCACGGGCCGAGCCCCACAUCACCGCCCAGGGGAGCAGGGCCUGCUGAGGGGCACGGAGGCCAUGCUGGACCUCCACCACCCCGAUGAGGGAGCCAUGGAGGACUUUGACGACGACGAGAUCAUCCACAACUGGAGGACCAGGGGAGACCGGGGCCUGGGGGGAGAGGGAGGGCUGGAGGCCAGGGGGGCGGAGGACGGGACCAACCUGGUCAACUUGCAGUCGGCCCAGAGGAUGCUCAACCACUUCAUCUCCCAGCUGCAGCCCGGGGAGGGGGACGGGGAGGAGCGGGGGGGGAGUGCGGCUGGAUAG